This is a messenger RNA of Engraulis encrasicolus (European anchovy), 3274 nucleotides long. RefSeq names its product RecQ helicase-like 5 (gene recql5). Gene Ontology annotation, molecular function: 3'-5' DNA helicase activity; four-way junction helicase activity; ATP binding. NCBI's taxonomy places the organism in Eukaryota, Metazoa, Chordata, Actinopteri, Clupeiformes, Engraulidae. Gene Ontology annotation, biological process: double-strand break repair via homologous recombination. The transcript is spliced from 20 exons. Bases 107 to 3256 code for a protein of 1049 amino acids. Gene Ontology annotation, cellular component: cytoplasm; chromosome; nucleus. The record is from RefSeq and is a predicted model, not a curated record.
CGUCAUCUGCGUGCGACUACACGCUACCAGACGCUACACAACAGAACAGAAACAAGUGAAUGCGGUGCAGGAGAAGUUAGAUCCAUUGGCCAAAGAGCUCAAAACAAUGUCUGCCAUUCAGCAGGCGCUAAAAACCCACUUUGGCUUCGACAAGUUCCGCUCGAAGCAGCAAGAAGACGUGGUCAAGGCAGUUGUCAGAGGUGACAGAGAUGUGUUCGUGUGCAUGCCCACCGGUGCUGGCAAGUCUCUGUGCUACCAGCUGCCCGCUGUCAUGUCGGAGGGAGUCACACUGGUUAUCUCCCCCCUCAUCGCCCUCAUUCAGGACCAGGUGGAUCAUCUGAGAGCGCUGAGCAUUCCAGCAUGUUCCAUCAACUCCAAGCUGCCCAUAGCUGAACGCCGCACCAUCCUCGCUGACCUACAGUCUGAGCGCCCCGUAGUGAAGCUCCUCUACAUUACUCCAGAGAUGCUGGCCUCUCCCGCCUUCCAGCCGGCCCUGAAUGCCCUCACCGGCCGCAGCCUGCUGGCUUGCCUGGCUGUGGACGAGGCCCACUGUGUCUCCCAAUGGGGGCACGACUUCAGACCAGACUACCUCAAACUGGGAGAGGUGAGAGAGCGCCAUCUGUCUGGCGUGAAAUGUAUCGCGCUGACGGCGACGGCUCCUAUGCGUGUGCGUGAUGAUAUCGCUCGCUCGCUCCACCUCCAGCGGCCGCUCUCAUUCGCCAUUCCCGUGUUCCGCCACAACCUCAGCUAUGACGUCAUCUUCCGGGAGAUUCUGCCCGACCCAUACAAACAUCUCGCACAAUUCGCCCAGGAGUCAUUCAAGGAAGGAGAGGGCUGUGGUAUCGUGUACUGCCGGAAAAGAGAGUGUUGUGAGACGGUGGCCCAUAAGCUCACCAAGCUGGGAGUGCUGGCCAAACCCUACCACGCAGGUCUGAAGACAGCUGAUCGUGUGGCUGCCCAGACUGAGUGGAUGGAGGGGGCAGUGCCAGUCAUCGUGGCCACCAUCUCCUUUGGCAUGGGAGUGGACAAGGCCAACGUCAGGUUCGUAGCCCACUGGAACGUGGCUAAGUCGCUAGCAGGCUACUACCAAGAGUCAGGGCGUGCUGGGAGAGACGGACUUCCCUCCAGCUGCCGAACGUACUACUCUCACCGGGACAAGGAACAGCUGGCCUUCCUGAUACGCAAGGAGGUCCUGCGCAAAUUGGCGAAGCGAGGGAAGGAGAAGGAGCAGGACAGGGCGUCCAUGUCGGAUUUUGAAGCCAUGGUGUCCUACUGCGAACAGGAGGGGUGUCGCCAUGCCACCAUCUCCAAGUUCUUCGGCGAUGCGGUGCCCGACUGUAACAAGUCAUGUGACUUCUGCCAGAACCCCAAGCUGGUGCGCGCUCAGCUGGCCCGCGCGGCCGUCUCCAACACGCGCACGACGGCAGAGCACGCCAAGCCCACGGGACCCUUUGGAUACGACAAGGACCUCUACGCAGGCGGACGCAAGGGCUACGGGUUUGAGAGGCAUGAUGAGGAAGACUAUAGUGGCAAUGACGAAGAUGACUCCGACACACGCAAGAAGGAAUUUAAGGACAUGUUCAGGAAACAGAUGAGCCUACGCAAGGCUUCCGCCUCGGAUGUCCGCAGAGAAAACUUCAGGCCUCCAGAUGAUGACUGUCCCCUGAGAGAUGCCAGUAGCCAGAAGAUCCCCAAACUCACUGUUAAGGCCAGGGAACACUGCCUUAUGCUGCUUCAAGAGUCUUUGAGCCUCCAGAGUGAGGCAGACAGUGCCUCCGCCGUGGAUAUAGAGCACGAGGUGUUUCGCAGCUGCAAGACGGCCAACCUCUACAAGGCAGCCGUGCUGAAGAGGGUGGGCGAGCUGAAGAAGGCAGCCACGGGCUCCGCAGCACCCCCUGUGGCCGGGAGUGGAAGUGGCACAGGGACAAUGCAGAAGAAGAGUGAUGAAGGAGCUUCAUCUUCAUCAUCAUCAUCAUCCUCAGCAGCAGCAGCAGAGCCAUCUUCAUCUUCCUCUUCAUCUGCCAUCACAGAGGAGCAGUACGACCUCACCCCCGCAUCACAGGUUUACACUCUGAAGAGGAAGCGUGUGGGGGCGGGCCUUAGAGGAUCCUCCAACCCCUUCCAGACGGCGAGUGACAUCCUCAAGGCCCAAUCAGAAUCCACGCCUGCAGCCCACACCCACUCGCCGUCAGCCAAUCAGAGAGGAGCGGACGAGAAUAAGAAGCGAACGGAGGCGGAGUCUAAAGGGACCAACCAGAGGCAGGCAAACGCCGAACCAGCCAAUCAGAUCAGCCCAAGCAAGAAGCUAACCAGGAAGCAGCAGAAGCUGGCCGAGGCAGCUAAAGACACGCGCAGCAUCUCCGACUUCUUCAAGAAGAAGGAGCCACACACAGACACACACACCAACUCACAUACACGCACAGACAUGGACACGGACACGCACAUGGACACAGAUGUGGUCUUUGAGAACCACAGCGACACACACACCGAGCCAGAGGAAGCCCGGAUGUCACACACACCGGAUGUCGAACACACUCUGACACACACUGACACACACACUGUGAAAGAGGAGGAGGAGGAUAGCGAGCUCACACACUUCACGCACACUCUCCAUGCUGAUGAGGAGAGGUGUAAUGGGGCAAUAGGCUCCUCCCCUGACACAGGUGCCACGGAGACGGUUGCAAAGAGAUUGGUUGCCACGGAGAGCUGCCCGACAACAGGAGACGCUGUCGGCUCAGGAGAGAGUGCCAGUAAACACCGAAGAGGUGAUGAUGUAAAGGAAGAGGAGAACGGAGAGUGUGCUGCCCCCGUGCCCCCCCCUGCUAAGCGGCCGCGUGUCCCCGGGGAGCAACGGCGACGAGUGACCUUUAACCCUGCCGUACAGGAGAAGCGCUUCCAGAAAGGAAGUGAUGUGGCAGGGGACUUGUCCACAGGAAGUGAUGUCGGUGUGGAAGUGCCUGGCGAGGAGCUCACAGGAAAUGAUGCAGGAAGUGAUGUGGACGCAGCCGUGUCUUUAAAGGAGGCGGCGGAUGUAGUGGUGCGCUGUCUGGACCCCUUCUACCGAAACGGACGCUUCGCCACCAAAGAGCUCUUCAAGGCCUUCGCCAAACAGCUCACACACAUGCUCGCCGACACACACACCACCCGAGCCACAGUGAAGUCCAAAGCUAAGCACCUGAUCCGGAGGUUCUUCAACCAAGUGCAGAAAUGUGAACAAGAGAGCGACUGGCAGAUCCUCACCCAAGAGAAUAGAUGACCACACACACACACAAAC